GCGUAAUAAUGCCCAACACCGAGACCAUCCGCGUUCCUCACCUUGGGGGCAUUGAUGUCGCGUAUCAGAUGCCCCGGGCGUACGACAGUGCUAAACCGACAGUAGUGCUUGUCAAUUCCUUCAUCACCGGUUCCGAACUGUUCCGCCCGCAGUAUAAUGACAAGAGGCUAACAGAUAGCAUGAAUCUUCUGUCGAUUGAGCCCCUGGGUCAUGGCGAGACGCGGACAUCCCGCGAAUUCUGGACUUACUGGGACAGUGUUGAGAUGAACUUCCAAGUCCUCGACACACUUGGUAUUGAUAAGACAUUCAUACUAGGGACUAGUCAGGGGGGCUGGAUUGCGGUGAUGAUGGCCCUGCUGCGGCCAGAUAAGAUCCAGGGAGUAAUCCUACUUGCAACGUCACUGGACUCCGAAUCUGAUAGAUCCCGCCAGCUGGGAUGCUGGGAUGGCCCUGGUGUCGUUGGCCCUUUUACAAAACAGUGGGAAGCUGAUCAACCAACCGAAGACUUCCGAUUAUCCGAUGGCUUCUGCGAUAUGCUCCUCAGAGCCAGUUUCGGUAAUCACAUGGCCGCAGAGCAUGAUUUCUGGAGUGCCGUGAUCAAGAUGCAUUACCAAGGCGACGACGGCCGUCGUCGGAUUCGCAUGGCUACAGCUAAUUUACUUGAAAGGGAGAGCCUGCAUGCGAGACUGUCGGAUAUUCGGUGCCCUGUCCUCUGGAUACAGGGAACCGAGGAUACCAUUUAUACUCUUGCAAACGCAGCCGAAGAAAUUUCCUUAUUCACUCGGUCGCCAGAUGCUCGCCUGGUGGUUGUGGAUGGCGGUACACACUUCCUCAACGGUACUCAUCCUGAGGCUGUAGGCAGAGAUGUGCUGGAGUUUGUAAACACGUUUAAUCACUGACUGGAGUAUAUAUUAUGGAAGGCACUGGAGUCAGUCGGAAUCAAAAAAAUACGAUCAGUUGUUAAGAAUGUAACUAAUGCUUAAG
This is a messenger RNA of Aspergillus versicolor CBS 583.65, 984 nucleotides long. RefSeq names its product alpha/beta fold hydrolase. Gene Ontology annotation, molecular function: catalytic activity. The record is from RefSeq and is a predicted model, not a curated record. The coding region runs from base 9 to 899 and encodes 296 amino acids. The transcript is spliced from 3 exons. Lineage: Eukaryota; Fungi; Ascomycota; Eurotiomycetes; Eurotiales; Aspergillaceae.